Molecule: messenger RNA, 8687 nt
Organism: Diabrotica virgifera virgifera (western corn rootworm)
Lineage: Eukaryota; Metazoa; Arthropoda; Insecta; Coleoptera; Chrysomelidae
Gene: Ack
Product: activated Cdc42 kinase Ack
Exons: 15
Coding region: 324-3725 (1133 amino acids)
Biological process (GO): protein phosphorylation
Molecular function (GO): protein tyrosine kinase activity; protein binding; ATP binding
Source: RefSeq, a predicted model, not a curated record
GUAGUGUCAAAUAGUAACUUUGUUGUGUUUGUUUAAAGACGAAAACUUGAUAAUUUUUCGAUAUUUUUAAUAAACAAUCAUUCAAUUACACGUGAAAUGAGAAAAAUAACAGCUUAAGAUAAAAUUAAAUGGUUUUGUACAAGGAUAUUGUGCAUCUGUAGCUUUAGUCAUUUUCACCUUGAAGAAAAGGUAUUAUACUAUUAAAAUAAUCUGCAUUUCCUGUGGAUAUCCUGUUUCUCAUCUACCACUUACACCUUUUUGAAAAUGAAAACUUGAUACCGUGUGAAUUUGAACUCACAUGAAACAAGAAAACUCAGUGAAAAAUGUCUGAAGAAGGAUUGGACUGGUUGGGGCAUAUAUUAUCUGAAGUUCAACUGAGCCAGUUUUUGGUUCCUAUUAGAGAUGAUUUGCAGAUAUCAAGGUUGGAACAUUUUGAUUUUGUAACUGCUGAUGAUCUGGAAAAUAUUGGACUUAGCAAGCCAGGUGCUAGAAGACUGUUGGAGGCAGUGAAGAAGAAAAGGGCUCACCAGAAAAAGAGGAACCUAAUAAAUAAAUUUAUACCUGUUUCAAACAAAAACCAUACAAACAAAAAGCAUGAUGAAGUUGUGGUCACUGAUUUUACCUCAUGUUUAAUUCAAGAAAGUAACAUUACUUUGUCUGUUAAAUUAGGAGAUGGAAGUUUUGGAGUUGUUAGAAGAGGUGAGUGGUUGAGUCCAAAUGGCAAAUCUAUUCCAGUUGCUGUAAAAGUGCUCAAAGCGGAUGCUUUAAGUCAACCAGGAAUCUUCGAGGACUUUAUAAAGGAAGUUCAAGCAAUGCAUGUUCUAAGUCAUCAGAAUUUAAUCAGGUUAUAUGGAGUAGUUCUUUCUCAGCCGAUGAUGAUGGUAACGGAACUAGCUCCUUUAGGCUCUCUAUUAGAUUUUUUAAGGAAACAAUGCCAGCAUACUCCCGUUCCCAUGCUCUGCGAAUAUGCGACUCAGGUAGCAAACGGUAUGGCUUACCUGGAAAAUAAAAGGUUUCUGCAUAGGGAUCUUGCAUGUAGAAAUGUUUUGCUAUCAGCCGUGGAUAAAGUAAAAAUAGGAGAUUUUGGACUAAUGCGAGCACUUCCUCAAGAAGAAGACUGCUACGUAAUGACAGAACACAAGAAAGUUCCGUUUCCAUGGUGCGCUCCAGAAUCGUUAAGGUUUCGACAGUUCAGCCAUGCCUCUGACACUUGGAUGUUUGGAGUGACUGUCUGGGAAAUGUUCACAUUUGGAGAAGAUCCAUGGAUGGGUUUGAUCGGUUCUGAGAUCCUGCGCAAGAUAGAAAAAGAAAACGAACGACUAUCAGCUCCCGAAGCAUGUCCACCACCAAUUUACGCAAUUCUUCUCCGCUGCUGGGCGAAAAAUCCUCAAGAUCGUCCCACCUUCGCUUCGCUCAAGGAUUUCUUUCGAAAGAAUAUGACUCCAGUAAUGAAAGCCAUGGGCCGACAAGAAGAACCUGGCAAACUAAAAUUUGAAGAGGGAGAUGAAAUUGCCAUUAUAGAUGGUAGUGCUGAGCUGUACUGGUGGAAGGGCCAACAUCAACAGACGUUUGAAAUUGGACUGGUACCCAGAUGUUUGGUGGACCCGAUGAGGCCGAAACAAUCGGAGGAUAUUAGCAAACCUCUGAAACAUUCAUUUAUCCAUACCGGUCAUGGAUCUGCAUUCGGAGAAUCAUGGGGCAGCCCCUCUCAUAUCGAUGAAAUGUACCUGAAAAACCCGAUGGAUCCCCCUGACGUCAUGGGUCUGCAGAGGCAACCCAAACCGUUACCUGAACUCUGUGAUAGAAGGAAAUCUUCAAAGAAUUGUUUAAAUGGUUCAUUGCGACGACCCCUAGAGAACCAGUUCAAUUAUAAAAAAUUAACAAAUCAAGAAAGCUUUAAAUCAAAAAAGCCUCAGAGGCCGCCAGAUCCACAGAUAGAUACAAGUAGAGAAGGGGUUUUGGUUGAUAUAUCACCGGAAGAUGUUCCCGUUCUAAGAAAGAAGGAAGUAGUCACUAGCAGACCGGAGUCCCGAGCUGUAUCUUUGCUGGAUGAGCCUAUAGAUGUACCUCAACAAGAAGAUAUCUGGCCUGAGUCAUCUCCACCUAAAAAUAUGGAACUUGCUCCUCCUCCAUACAAUUCGCCACCUUCCUACUACAAUACAACCGCCUUUGCUACUCCCGAACCUACAUUAGAUCCCUUUGACACCAGAGCAGUAUUUCAACCUGUUAGUCCUCAAAAAUCACUCUCUCCGACUACUUCUACACCCACAAGCUCAUUUAUUGAUAAGGUCGCUCAAAAUUUAUUCGAUACCAGUCCGAGUAGGAAUUAUAGCAGAAUUCCGCAGGCACAUUAUAGUACCAGUACCAAAGUACUCCAGAAUCUUUUGGAAUCCAGCCCUUGCAGAAACGCAGAACCAAAGGCAAAUUAUGUUCAAGGGGAUAUAUCGAAUAGGAGUUUUAAUUAUUUCAAAACAGACAUUACAGAGAAAGACAUGAAUACAUUUACUUCGAAACAGACUUCUACAGCUCAAAAAAAUUUGACCUCAUCCUUUAAUAAGACUGAUAAUAAUCUAGAAAAUGAUCUGUUGCUCUUAAAGUUAGAAUCUCCAGAGAAGAAAGAAGACCAAAAGAAGUUUUUAGCCGAGUUAGAGAAGUGUUUGCUGGGGAAAGACAGUGAGAUACCAGUUUUGGAUCCACCACAACCAGUUAGGAAAGAGAAAAAGAGUAAUGAGGUGGCAGGGGCGUUUCCAAAAGUACAAAACAAAACAUAUUCUAAUAUAGGAGAUUUCCACGGAAAAACUUUUGAUAAUUCUCCGCAGAAAAACGAUACGGCAUCUGUGAUAAACAAGAUCUGGUAUGAAUCGACGAAUAACGGAAAUAUGAAACAAAAUAAUAAAAAUAUACAAAUGGACAAUCAAAACAAGAACGAAAAUGUUGCGACCAAUGGAGAUGCCGAUCCAUAUCGUUCGACGAGAAGAUAUGAUCCGGUGUAUUCCUCAACCAACUCCGUUUUCGGAGGAGUGAAUUAUUAUGAUUUAACACCAGAGGCAUCUGGUUCAAAUCAGAAUCUCUACAAUCAUCUUCCACAAACAAUCCACAACAACAUCACGUCUUCAUCACCCUUAACUACCACAAAUACACUAUACAAAGCAAACAAGUACAAUAACUCAACAGUCGUUCAGCGAGAUCCAUAUUCCUCAACCAAUCUGUACAACAACCAAUCAGCUGCGUACGGUUAUAGUAGUGUUGCCGGUAGUAUUAGUGGAAGACCGUAUGAAGAAGCAGGGAGGCAUUACAGUGAAGUAACUGGUAAUAGUUUGUACCACGAAAUACCAGAUAAUGUAUAUAACGAUGUAACUGAUGAUUCUUUGAAACCUCACAGACCUGCUCCGACAAAACCGGGAAAUUUGCAGCCUUUAAGUAUGCAACAAAUACAGAGGAAGAUUCAGCAAGGUCAAUUGACUGCGGACGCAGAAAGGUUGAUGACUCCUGAAUAUAGAAGCAAUAAAAUUAGCCAAGUAAGGGAUUGUAUACCCGAUGUAGAUAUUGAUGAAUGUCUAACCGUACUGCAGGCCAGCGGUUGGGAUGUUGCCUUUGCUAUUAAAACUUUAAAAAUUAACAAAUUAGUUAGGUUAGGAGUAGCUGAUAGUAGCCGAUGCGAGACAGCUUUACAACAUACCAAUUGGAACGUUGAAUUGGCAGCUUCGGCUAUACUUGACUCUUAGUACUUUUAGGAAAUACGUUAAAUAUGAGAUGUAGUUAGCAGUAGCUGAAGAUAUUUAAAACGUCACUAGUCGUUCGAUAAGUUCUUUCCCUAUGAAACAAUUAUAUCUCCAAAUGUAGUAAUAACAAUCACAAUACGUACUUAUAUGGUCCAGCCACAUCACAAUAAAUAAAUAAGUUCUAAGAUUUUGUUCUACAGAAAAUUAUUUUUUAAUUUUGAAAAAAUUAUUAAUUGAGUUUAGAGGUGCUAUAAACUGUUUCUUCGAAUUACAAAGUAACUUUUUAAUAAUUAUAAAACCUUGUACUAAGUUUUAUAUGACAAUAAAUUAUUAAGCAUUUGUGCUAUUCGCAAAUUCAAUAGGCUGAACUAAAUUAGAAAUGAAAUGAAUAUCGACUCGAUUCAAGUUCUCUGUUUAACCCAGAUAUGACAAUGUCAAAAGGCACCGUUAGGAAAAUAUUCCAAUUUACGGUUCAUUCCACUUAUCUCCUUAUUCAAAGUCUACCCUAUGCCGAUGUGAGCUUUUAUCUUGGGGGUGGUUCUCACCCCUUCUCGGGGGUGGAAAAUUUGUUGGUCAAAAUAACCACGGAAGUAGCUAGAGAACUUAAUUCUAAGCAAAAACUGUUAUAAUUUGUUUUUGAAAACUCGAUACUUUUUGAGUUAUUCGUGGUUUAAAAUUUGUUAUUAUGCCGAUGUGAGCUUUUAUCUUGGAGGUGGUUCCCACCCCUUCUCAGGGGUGGAAAAUUUGUUGGUCAAAAUAACCACGGAAGUAGCUAGAGAACUUAAUUCUAAGCAAAAACUGCUAUAAUUUGUUUUUGAAAACUCAAUACUUUUUGAGUUAUUCGUGGUUUAAAAUUUAUUUUCAUUGAAAAAUGUCACCUUUUUGGGCGGUUUUUUGCGAAUACCUUAAAAAUUAUGCAUCUAACAAAAAAAAAACUAUAAUGUAAGACAUUUUUGUAGCUUAUAAAAAAUCAAAGAGAUUCGUUUCUUCGUAUUUCUUCUGGUCAUAAUACAAAAAGAGAUAUGGUAGGUUUGUGGCGACACGCUUCAAUCACUAUUUUACUAUUUUUUAAAUGCUAAUUUAAAUUUUUAACAACUUUUUCAGAAUGAAAUAAUAUGGACCAUUUAAAAUUCACAUCUCUUUCUGUACGAAACCAGAUGUAAUGGCCUGUUCAGUCUCAGUUUAUUUAUGGGAAACAAAAUUCCCCAUUAAAUAGUUACCUUAUCAGACCUUAUGUCAAUAAAUCACUUUUUAAAUGCAUUCGAAGACGCUUCUUAAAACUACAGAAAUGUUUUCAGCUUUUACAACACCAGAUAAAGGGCCAGCCUCUUCAUGUCAAUAAAUUAGUCUUCAACGUAAAACCACAGACAUGUGUUUUUAGUUCAGCCACAGCAGUCUGACACAAAUCCUCGUCCCUCAAAGAAUAACAAACCCUCUUACGAGAUAUAAGCACGCCUUUUUAACCAAAAAUAAAUAAAUAUAUUUAUUAUUGUUCAUUGUCUUACACUUAUUGUAAUUUCAUUUAAUUGUUUCCGUAAACCACCACGGAACAGGUGAAAAGAGAUUUUUUUGGUGCAUGCUCAAAUCGGUGUGCUCAACUUAAAAUAACAGAGAAAUGGUCGAUUUUAAGGGUAUAAUGCUCUUAAUAUCUUUUGUAGUGCUUGAAAAGAUCUUUAAAACGAGCACUGUUAAACGUCGAUUACAUUCAAACUAAGCCAGAUAUGUUGCAAAAAAAAUGGUAACUAAUUUAUUUUAAGAUAAAAUCCGAAGUAUAUUUAACCUCUCAUCCAUCAGAUUUAAAUGCAUCGUUUUACUUCUACAAUACCUUUUAUUAUAGUGUUAUUUCUAUGUUCAAAAAGUUGGACGGGUUUAAAAUGCAUGUUUUUGAAAAAAAUAAGAUCAAAUUAUAGAGCUGCAUUUUUCUUAAAAUUCUUCCUUUUCUCCAUGUAACUCGAAAUUGAAAAAUAGGUACAGUAAUGAAAGAAAAAAUAAAAUUGUUAUCUGAAAAAGCCUACAUUUUUGUACUGUAUCUUUUUUUCGUAUCUCUUAUCAUUUUCGAGAUACAUGGAGAAAAAGGAAGAUUUUUAAUAAAAUUUUAAAAUGCGUUCUAUAAUUUGAUCUUGUUUUUUUUUUCAAAAACCAUGCAUUUUAAACCCGUCCAACUUUUUGAACAUAUAAAUAAUACUAUAAUAAAACGCAUUGUAGAAGGAAAACGAUGCAUUUAAAUUCUAGUGAAUGAGGGGUAAAAUAUACUUCUCAUUUUUCCUUAAAAUACAUUAGUCAUCAUUUUUUUUGCACCAUACCUCGCUUAGUUUAAAAGGUCUUUUCAAGCACUACAAAAGGUAUUGGUACCAUUAUACCCCAGAUCGACCAUUUCUCUGUUAUUUUAAGUUGAAUACACCGAUUUGAGCAUGCACCAAAAAAAAUCUUUUUCACGUACCAUAUCUCUUUUUGUAUUAUAACUAGCAGAUUUAUGAACAAACGAAUCUCUUUGAUUUUUUAUAAGCUAAAAUGUUUGAUAUAGUUUUUUUCGUUAGAUGCAUAAUUUUUAAGGUAUUCACAAAAAACCGUCCGAAAAAUUGUCAUUUUUCAAUGAAAAUGGGAAAUUUUCAACCACGAAUAACUCAAAAAGUAUGGAGUCUCCAAAAAAAAAUUAUAGAACAGUUUUUGCUUAGAAUUAGGUUUUCUAGCUACUUCCGUGGUUAUUUUCCAACCCUUAGAAGGGCUGGGAACCAACCCCUAAGAUAAAAAGCGCCAUAGGAUAUAGGGUAGACUUUGUUUCUUGAGCUUUUCUCUACUUACAGUGAAAAUAUCAAGUAAAUUAAUGCAGUAGGAUGGAAUUCGGAGUUAAAUAUCCUCACUGACUACACUAUACAGUGAUGAGCGCGCUAAUAACCGGCAAAAUAACGCAAAAGAUGGAAAACAAUACAUUUUGAAAUAAAAAAAAAAUGAAACUAGUAGAGGUGGAAAUUAUCGAUAUAAACAUAUAAAUUAACAUGACUUUACAUAGUUUCCCACCUUUAGACGUCUGUGACAGUUGUCAUACUCCUCAUAUACAUCUAAAGUUGGGAAACUAUGAAAUGUAAUGUUAAUUUAUACGUUUAUAUCGAUAAUUUCCACCACGAUUAGUUUCAUCUCUUUUUACUUCACAAUAUAUUACGUUUUCCAUCUUUUGCGUUAUUUUCUCACUUAUUAGCGCGCUCAUCACUAUAUAUUUAGCCGGUUGAGGAGAAAGAAAAGGCUGUAUUAGGGGAUCAGACCUUGUGAGGAGAAAGAAAAGGCUGUAUUAGGGGAUCAGAUUCUUUAAAAACGAUUCUUCUUUCUUAUGCUUUCUUUUUUAAAUGUAGAAAAACACCCAAAACGAUAUUUUUACGCUUAAUAUAUCCCUAAUCUCCCAACUCCUUAUAUAAAAUUUAGUACAAGCUUCACAGUUUAAUAAAAACAGCGGAAAAUCUGUCUAGUCUCUUACUGAUAUUUUUUUUACUAUUUUAUUAUUUUUUAAAAUUAACAAAUUGUACAUAUUAUGAAAAAGGCAACCCCUAGGGUGGAAUGUAUUAUACAAUUAAAUAUUAAGGGUAAGUUCACAUGACAAUCGCUUAACGAGCGCUAAAUUUAUGUAUAGUGUUCACGUAGUGCGCGCUUGUCAGCCGUUUGAAUGUUUACGUCAAAUUUUACGUUGUCAAAACGUAGUUCAACUCAAGCCGACAGUGGCGCUAGUGGCAACGUGCUUCCAGAUUUCUGUAGGAGUUGGAUGUAUUACAGUCGAUAGUAUUUUCUUUAAUUUUUAUUUCUGUAGCUUUCUAUUGGUCAGAAUCUUCUAUGAAUGAAAUAAUCAGUAGUAAUUGCACAAGAGCUUUAACAUUAUCGAAUAUUUCCCGAGUGACACUUUGACAGUUUUAAUUUCACGACCCGAAGGGGAGUGAAAUUAUGUCGAUAGUAGCACGAGGGCAACAAGUCGAUAAUAAUUUUAGAGGUCGAGGGUAAUUCGCUGAGACUAUUUCAUGAAUAAAACUGUCUUUUUAAAUCAUUUUAACUAAUGUUUUAUUGAUAUCUUCACCUUAAUAUUUGCUACAACUGUUUCUUAGUCCACAAGGAAGAAAUUCCUGUAGCUGGCUGUAUACCAUUAAUUACAAGUAAAAUUUAAUAAAAAUUUUGUCCUGAUAAAAGGAAUAUUAGUUUAAAAAGCCCUUAUAGGGCUACAAACAUAUAAACAAAACGUUUUCGCUCUGUAACAAGAGCAUUAUCAGUGUUACAAGCACAUGGUGAGCCACCCAAAAAUACAGAGGUUGAAACCUUUUACAAAUGGACUAAAAGUCUUAUAUAAAUAUAAACAUCCUAAAAUCCAAAGGAUGGAUAAAAUUCCUAUGGAUACGGCUUUAGACCCACUAAUUAAUUGGCCCACUUACCACCUGUGGGAGUCAUAUGUUGCCCUAAAGCCUCAUCCAUAGGAAUUUUAUCCAUCCUUUGGAUUUUAGGAUAUUUAUAUUUAUAUAAGACUUUUAGUCUAUUUGUAAGAGGUUUCAACCUUUGUAUUUUUGGGUGGCUCACCAUGUGCUUGUAACACUGAUGAUGCCCUUGUUACAGAGCGAAAACGUUUUGUUUAUAUGUUUGUAGCCCUAUAGGGGCUUUUUAAACUAAUAUACCUUUUACCAGGACAAAAUUUUUUAUUAAAUUUUACUUGUUUCUUAGUGUUUUCUGUGACAAGUUGUAAAACAUUAAUUGUCAUUAAUGUCACUGAAUGUUCAUUUUUGCAUAGUAACGAAGGGCAUCUGACGUAAUGCUUGACGACGGGAUAUUAUCAAAAAUUAUCACUUUAAUCAAAUACUAUUGACGACUAUCACUUUAAUAUACAACUCUUGACAUUUCCCAUUAAUUUUGAGGAAGCAAAAAAAUAGCGCCAUCUAGCGGUAUGAGUAGGAUAACCAGAGCAAUCUAACCUUACAUUUAUAAAAUUGCUUUAUUAUU